Messenger RNA from Racocetra fulgida, 243 nucleotides. Lineage: Eukaryota; Fungi; Glomeromycota; Glomeromycetes; Diversisporales; Gigasporaceae. The record is from the annotation of a GenBank genome assembly.
UUAAUUGAACGUCUACCUCAACAAAGAAUUGAAGCACAAACUAAUGUAAUUAAAGUACAAGAUAAACAAAAGAAGUAUCAUGAUCAACAUAUUAAUCCUCAUGAUUACCAAAUCAGUAAUAAAGUUUUAUUAUUCAAUGCAAGAUUGUAUACCAAAGGAAUUUCUCAAAAGAAAUUAGAAGAACAAUUCACAGGACCAUUUUAUAUACACAAUAAAUUUAAUAAUAGUACAUAUCAAUUAUGA